This is a messenger RNA of Microsporum canis CBS 113480, 1056 nucleotides long. RefSeq names its product GTP-binding protein GTR2. Gene Ontology annotation, biological process: cellular response to amino acid stimulus; positive regulation of TOR signaling; cellular response to starvation. The transcript has 3 exons. Gene Ontology annotation, cellular component: fungal-type vacuole membrane; Gtr1-Gtr2 GTPase complex; nucleus. Gene Ontology annotation, molecular function: GTPase activity; GTP binding. The record is from RefSeq and is a predicted model, not a curated record. NCBI's taxonomy places the organism in Eukaryota, Fungi, Ascomycota, Eurotiomycetes, Onygenales, Arthrodermataceae. Bases 1 to 1056 code for a protein of 351 amino acids.
AUGUCGGCUACCCUAUCCAGACGGUCACGCCCGGCCGACCAGGCGCAGGAGUGUCUUAUAUAUUCAAACACCUCUCUCCUCCAUGGUCAGCCUCCAGUAAUCAAAACUAGGGCACAGCUAAGUCUUGAGGAAAACCUACAGGCAAACGCCUCUCACGCCCACACUGCCGUUCGGCAUGCUCAGUUAUCCAACCCGAAGUUCCGUGAAACUCGGCCACGUCUUCUGUUAAUGGGCCUACGCAGCUCCUUUAUGGAUUUCCAAAUAUGGGAUUUCCCUGGCCAGCUGGAGUAUCUUGAACCAUCAUUCGACCAGGAGGAACUGUUCAGUAAUCUGGGAGCCUUGGUCUGGGUUAUUGAUGCCCAAGAUGACUACUUGGAAGCUGUGUCGCGGUUAAACAAAACCAUACUUAUGAUCCAGCAGUACUAUCCCCACAUCAACAUUGAGGUCUUCAUUCACAAGGUGGACGGCCUCUCGGAGGAAUAUCGCUCUGACACCUUCCAAGACAUCGUGCAGCGCAUCUCUGACGAGCUGAGCGAUGCUGGCUACGAGAACGCACCCAUACACUACUACCUCACGUCAAUAUACGACUAUUCUGUCUUUGAGGCCUUCAGCAAGGUGAUUCAAAAGCUAAUCCCUCAACUGUCUACGCUGGAGAACCUUAUCAACAUCCUUUCAAAUAACUCUGGAAUGGAGAAAACGUAUCUAUUUGACGUUCUCAGCAAAAUAUACAUUGCUUCCGACACGAGGCCUGUAGAUAUGGCAUGCUACGAAAUGUGCUCUGAUUAUAUCGACGUGAUUGUUGACAUUAGUGAAUUAUACUCCUGGGACCACCCGGACCGAAAACCCAAGGGACCUCAAGUCUCGGAAGCAGAGAGCCACGUCAUUCUCCACGACAAGUGCAUGAUCCAUUUGAUGGAAAUGAACAAAUAUCUUUGUCUCGUUUCUGUGAUCAAGAACCCGGAUGCCAAAGAGAAGAAAGGGCUCAUCGACAUGAAUUGCCGGACGUUUCAAGAUGCCCUCAACGAGGUGUUUAGUAGAACAUGGGAUCAGGAGUAA